This is a messenger RNA of Arachis stenosperma, 495 nucleotides long. RefSeq names its product non-specific lipid transfer protein GPI-anchored 9-like. Lineage: Eukaryota; Viridiplantae; Streptophyta; Magnoliopsida; Fabales; Fabaceae. The transcript is spliced from 3 exons. The coding region runs from base 1 to 495 and encodes 164 amino acids. The record is from RefSeq and is a predicted model, not a curated record.
AUGGCUUCCAAGGUUAUGUUCUCAUUCUUCCUCAUAUUCUCUUCAAUAGUUCAUCAAGGAAUCUCUCAAAGCCUUGAAGAACUUCUUGGAGGACUUGGAAAAAAUAUGGGAGUGGUGAAAGAAGCACAAUGCAUGCAAAAGCUAGUGGCUUGUAAUAAAUACCUGAAGGACCAAAGUAAUGUUCCUGAAGAAUGUUGUGGACCUUUGAGGGAAAUUGCAACAUCAAAUGACCAAGAAUGUUUGUGCGCUUUCUUCAACAACCAACAGAUGCUUGAUUCCAUGCAAAUCUCUAGGGAUGAUGCCAUGAAGCUUCCUAAUGCUUGCUCUGUCCCUGUUGAGAUUUCUACAUGCAACAAUGUACAAAGCCCACCAGUAUCAGAUAUAAAUCUAGACCCUAAAAUGUUUGGUCCCCCUGCUGAAUCAUCAAGUGCAACAGGACUCAUCCGUUUUGGUGUUUCAAGUUUUUUUGCUUUGUUGGCUGCUGCUCUAUUUUAG